Messenger RNA from Fusarium tjaetaba, 918 nucleotides. RefSeq lists its product as uncharacterized. The transcript has a single exon. The record is from RefSeq and is a predicted model, not a curated record. NCBI's taxonomy places the organism in Eukaryota, Fungi, Ascomycota, Sordariomycetes, Hypocreales, Nectriaceae. The coding region runs from base 1 to 918 and encodes 305 amino acids.
AUGGACUCUAACCAUAGUCCUCCAAGCUCCUCUCUCCCCAGUGACCCUCCGCCGCCCUAUUCAGAUAUCUCACAACCGGCAACUUCAGCAACUGGAACAGUUGCCAACUCUUAUCCAGUGGCAAAGCCAUUCGUUCAGGAAUGUGCAGACUCAUCGCAAGUUGCUUUGCCAAAGACUUUGAUCGCACACUAUCACCUUUCGUAUCGGAAUUUCCAUCUCGGUGAUGGAUCUAAUAAGAAAAUAUUUGCUGCCUCUGUCUACGCGGGUCUUACCGGUAGUGGUGUUAAUCGCUUGUGCAUGUUGAUUCAUAAUGGACCGUCUGCCAAGGAUAAGGUGCUGGCAGCGGCUGGAGAACCAUACAAAUCCGACGACACGGCCCUUACAUUCAAGAGCCUCAUCAAUCUCUCUCCUGUGUCGAAUCAGGAGAACGUUGUCAAGGCUGGAGACUUGACGGUUGCUAUGGAAGACAUGUCAGCUCGGCUGUUGGAGGACGACCGUACAGUCACCUUUCCCUUCUCAAUCCUUACAGAGCGUAUCUCCAAAGCCGACACCAAGGGCAAACGGGAAGAAACCAACGGCGGCUUCCACCUGGCGCACUUUGAGUGGCGCAUGACAGCAAAAGUCGAGAUACUCGAUAAGAAUUACGCUCAUGAGUACAAACUCUUUCGACUUCAGCCUCCAUCCGCAAUCGGUAGCAGCGUAGCUUCAGACAAAGCUGUUGCGAUUACAUCAUUCAAGCGGUUGGUGAGCCUUACCAAAUCAUUCAAGAUGGUAUUCGUCGACGUUGAAGCUCAAUACGGUCCCGCAGAGCGAUGGAGGCUCAUGGCAUUAAUCACUGCGCUGAGAAUCUGGCAACAUGAGCAAACAAGCUUUUACUCUUCGAAUGCCAUGGUCGAAACGACUGGCAAGUGUGUUUAA